Acanthaster planci (crown-of-thorns starfish) is the source of this 8212-nucleotide messenger RNA. RefSeq lists its product as uncharacterized. Gene Ontology annotation, biological process: hyaluronan metabolic process. NCBI's taxonomy places the organism in Eukaryota, Metazoa, Echinodermata, Asteroidea, Valvatida, Acanthasteridae. The record is from RefSeq and is a predicted model, not a curated record. Gene Ontology annotation, molecular function: serine-type endopeptidase inhibitor activity.
GUUUCGUGCAUUAUGCACUUCGUGAAAUGUAGCAUUUUUGAGGUGUGAAAUUGUCAAGACCUGUCAUACCCGUGCAGAAAUUGCACAUUCUUUUAGCAGUAAUCCAUGAGGUCAGGAAGGGGACGGAAUUACUUUAUCGUCGCCCUCGUCGGCCGCUGUGACAUAUCGCGGAUCCUGCCCAGCGAACGAGAAGGCGCUUAUAACGCAUUCAGAUACUGUCUUGUUUGGCUUAAGAAGCUUAAUCCCCAUACGGUGAGUGGAGUCUUGCGUGUGUAUAAACAGUGCACGCAUGACAGGAUUCAGUAACCCAGCUUAGGUUAUUCUUCACUGUGAAUGGACCGAGUCACAAGUACCGUAGAGCAUUGACGUUUUGCUGCAUCUCGAUUACUGUGCCCCCCCAUCGCUAUACUGUAAAGAAACAGACAAAACGAUCGUCUUCGCACACUUCCUUGGAGCGGUUUCACCUACAGUUCUUUGCCAUCUUGAUCGAGCCAGGACUGGGGGCCGUUAAGAUGAGACGACUCGAGGAUGCAUCUGCCUUUGGAAUAGUGGGAGUGUUCCUCCUCGUCCUAGCGCACGCAGUCCAGUUUGGUCUGUCUGCACCGUCGGGUAAUAAGGAAUGGACGGUCACUGCUAACCAGCACUCCAAGAAGUAUCAGGUGCUGCACUCGAUUCGCGAGAGACGGCAGUCCGCGGGAGGAAGAGGGGUCGAUGUACAGUUGUUCCAGGUGGAGACCAAGAUAGCUGUCCGCUUCGCCAGCACCACCAUUACCAGCCGUAUCAACAACAAGGCUAGCGACUCCCAGCCGUUUGACUUCGUGAUGCAGCUGCCGACCCGCGCUUACAUCGCCAACUUCUCCAUGGAGGUGGACGGUGUGACAUUCUACGGCAAAGUUAGAGAUCAGUGUGAAGGAGAGGACGAGAACACGUUUGAUGCGUCUGGCAGCCUGUCCACCGGUCGAAUAACUGCGCUGGAUCCUACCAGAAACACGUUCAUAGUGACGAUCAACGUGGCAUCCGGGGACAGGGUGGGUGUCGUGGUGAACUACCAGGAACUACUGGAGAGGAGUCAGGGAUGGUACACCCAGAAGAUAAGCGUGAAUCCCCAACAGACGGUUAGAGAUUUCAGCAUCAAGGCCUACAUCACCGAACCGCAAGGGAUCAGUAGAUCAGAAGCCGGCAUCAUGCAGGUAACUGGAGGGGGCUCGGGCUCUGGCGGAGGACUGGGUACUCUGGCCGGCGCCGACACCACCUACCUCUCGCUGGACGAGUACCUCAGCAAGAGCGGCAAGUCGCAGGUCGGCCUGGAGUUCACGCCCAGUAGGCGGGAGCAGCAGAACUUCGCCGGCCAGCCCUCGGGACUAAACGGGGACUUCAUCCUGAAAUACGACGUGAGACACGAAUUGGACGUUGGAGACGUGCAGACUUUUGGAGAUGUCUUCGUCCAUCACUUCUCCCCCGGCGGCCUCAGUCCCAUUCGUAAGACCGUGGCAUUCGUCAUCGACGUCAGCGGGUCUAUGUACGGUCUCAAGCUGAGACAAACCAAGGAGGGUCUGGCGACCAUCAUGGACCAGAUGAGACCCAGCGAUCGGUUCAAUAUCAUCCCAUUUUCAGAUGAGGUUUAUUUCUGGAGGGAGGACGAAAUGGUUGAGGCAUCGUCCACAAAUAUCAACAAAGCCAAGGCUUACAUCAGCGGUCUCGAAUCGAAAACUGGUACGAACCUGAACGACGCCAUGAUGGACGGACUGAACCAGCUCCGUGUGGCCGGCGCCAUGGACCCUAUCUCGGCCAACAACCCGGGUAUCUGCAUCCUCUUUGUGCUGACAGACGGUGUACCGUCCAAGGGCGUGACCAACCCCCGCACCAUCGAGCAGAACGUCCAGAGUAGCAACCAGGGCAAGUGCUCGGUGGUGACCCUGGGCUUCGGCGCCGAUGUGGACGACAAUUUCCUGGCCCGUCUGGCUCUUGGGAACUCCGGCGUAAACCGGAAAAUUGUUGAAGAUUCCGACGCUUCUGAGCAGCUCAUUGGCGUGUACGAUGAGGUUGCCACGCCUCUCUUGGCCAACGUCGCCAUUGAGUACAUGGGCAAUGUCGUCAGCGAGGAGUCGCUGACCCAGACCUUCUUCCAAAACUACUUCGAGGGCUCGGAGUUUGCCGUCAGCGGCCGCCUGGCCAACCUCCUGGCGGCAAACUUGCCCAUCAGAAUCACUGCUAUCAGUGCCACCGGGGAGUUAACCAUUGAGGAGUAUGUGCCGAUAGGUGACACAAAACCAGCGGUCCUGAUUAACUCUGAGAACGUACCGGAGGGCUUUGCCGAGCGCACGGCCGCCUUCAUUUCCCUGGCCCAGCUCUUCAACCAGUACACGGUGUCCAACGAUGCCAACGAGCAGCGAGUGAUCAUAGCCAAGGCGCUGGAGUUGUCCCAACGGUACAACCUGCUGACUCCGCUCAUGACCAUGACAUUCGUGGACUCGCCCCCAGCGGCAACGGGCGAGGACAGCGGCGGCAGCGGUGGCAACACCGUGGCCGUUCCACCGGGGCUGCAGUGGGGCAUCCAAGGACCUGUGUACGGGCAGCGAGGCAAGAGCGACAGCACUUUUGGGAUUGGUGGCAGCGCGUGUAUUGAUCCAAACACAGGCACAACUCCUGAGAUUUUAAUAAACAUCGGGAGACUACACAUCAACUCUUUCAUCACCGACCGGUAUGCCAGGACCACUCUGAACGGUGCGGUAACCAACCGUGCAACCGAUCGGCAAGACGUGCCCUUCACGCUCCACAUUCCACCCGGUGCUUUCAUUUCGGAAUUCUCCCUAGAGCUGAAUGGGAAGACUUACACCGGCAAAGUGGACGACAUUCGGAACACAGAUUGGCAAUUGGCGUUUGCGUCCAACACAGACGGGCGACAGGUUGCGCUGGUGACUAAGCGAGACCCUACUAAGGACACCUUCACCAUGCGUGUCUUGGGCGUGGCUCCCCAGACUACUGUGACCUUCAUCCUGACUUAUGACGAGCUGCUGGAGAGGAGGCGGGGCGUCUUCGAGCACCGGCUCAAUCUCUGGCCGGGCCAGGCCGUGGAGGAUCUCCAGUUGGACAUCUACAUCACCGAGCCCCAGGGAAUCAGCGACAUGGACCUCAAGUACGUCCCACGUGUGUCCGAAACCGACGAGGAAAAUCUGCAGAGCUUGAUUCGGCGUAGCAGUGACUACAGGGCCCACGCACACUUCGCCCCGUCGGUUGAGGAUCAGGUAACAUACACGCCUGACGGAAUGGCCGGUGAUGUGGUCUUGGAAUAUGACGUCAUCCACACCAGAGAAGGAAGUUAUAUAGAGGUCCAAGACGGCUACUUCACCCAUUUCUUCUCACCGACGACCCUCCAACAUGCUGCAAAGCACGUCGUCUUCGUCAUCGACGUGAGCGGUUCCAUGGUCGGCACCAAGCUCCGCCAGGUCAAGGAGGCCCUCAAGAUCAUCCUGGACGAUCUCGGCCCCAGGGAUCGCUUCAACAUCUUGGUCUUCUCUGAUGCUGUGCAGUACUGGAGGCGCAACGUGCUGGUCCAGGCCACGCGGAGGAACAUCAACGAUGCCAAACUGUUUGUGGAUGAUCUGAUAGACCAAGGAGAAACCAACCUUGGUGAGGCCAUCAUUCAAGCUGACAACCUCUUGGACCUGCAGUCAGGCUCCUUCGGCGAGGACCAAAAUUAUCUCUCCAUGAUGUAUGUGUUGACUGAUGGCCAGCCGACCAUCGGUAUCACGGAUCCAGACAAGCUCGUCCGUGCUGUCAACGCGGCCCUGAACAGGGAGCACGCCCUGUUCUGCCUGGGCUUUGGCCGCAACGUCUCCUUCGACCUCCUGGUCCAGCUGGGGCUCCAGAACCGCGGCAACACCCGGCGGAUCCACGAGACAGCCGACGCCAGCGAGCAGCUGCAGCGGUUUUAUUUCGAGGUGUCCCGGCCUGUCAUCUUCGACGUGGAGAUGAUGUACGAGUCUGGGGUGUCCAACCCGGACGACCUGACAAUGUGGCGGUUCCCGUACUACUUUGACGGAUCGGAGGUGUCCGUGUCUGGGAAACUCUACGAGAAUCCGAGCUCAACUACACUUGAAGGCAAUGUGCAUGGACAGACUGCGACGGGAGAGUUGUAUCGCAAUACUAGAAAGGACAUAAGGAUCACAGCCCCGGAACUCAGCCAGGACCAUACCGUACCAAAGGUCGUGGAGCGCAUCUGGGUGAUGAAGACCAUCCAGGACUUGAUCAACCAGUACGCCAUCACGGAGAACCCCGCCGCACGCCGGGCGCUGGCUGACAGAAUCGCGCUUCUCGCUACAAGGUACAAUUUUGUGACUCCACUCACCCCGAUGUUAUUGACGGACCCUGACGAUGACCGGCCCAUCACGGAUAACAGCCUCCCCCCACCGUCCAUCCUGCAUACCGGCACCACAAUGGAUAUCCUCCGCAGUCUGCUGGAAGAUCUACCCGGAAAGCAAACAAUUCCGGGUGUUGACCCACGACCAGAUAAAUUCAGCAUUGCCACCGAAAGUUCUGAUGACAUUGACACCAAGAGCUUGACUGUCAACUCCCAGAUCGUGCUGCGAUUUGCCACAACCACCGUCAGUUCCACCAUGGAGAACACGGGUAGCAAGGCAGGAUGGGCCGUGUUCAAACAGAAGAUUCCACAUCAGGCAUUCAUCACCAACUUCACAUUGACUUCGAAUGGUAGAAGUUAUCAAGGAGUUGCUGAUGAAAAGAGCCAGAAUGUGACACUUCAGCAACGAGGUGAUCUGGAAUUUGCCCGCGGAGGUGGUUUUAUUACCGAGCUAGACCCAGAGAGUAAAGUCUUCGUCACAUCAGUUAACCUUCAGCCUAGCAUUACGGCGGAGUUUUCACUCACUUAUCAAAUUCUGUUACCACGACGAAGGGGCAUGUACAAGCAGCAACUUGGCUUGUAUCCUGGACAGGUUGUUGACAACUUACAAGUGGACGUCAGCAUCACCGAGCCCCAGGGCGUGCACGCCGCCAACGCCUACCUGAAGGACCGAUCAUUGGCGGACGGCCGCGCUCAACAUUUACUGCAGCCCAUGACACGGGUCGGCGACAGCAAGCAGCGGGUUGCGUACCGGCCGUCACGGCAGGACCAGCAGAAACUGAGCGGAGAUGGCAUCAUGGGAGAUUUUGUGGUUGAGUAUGAUGUCAAUCACUCCAACAACGCUGGGGACAUUAAGGUCCUGAAUGACUACUUUGUUCAGUUUUUCUCCCCGAGCGGCCUGUCCGUGCUCCGCAAGCACGUCAUCUUCGUCAUCGACACCAGCAGCUCCAUGGAGGGCGUCAAGCUGGCGCAGGUCAAGGCGGCCCUCAAGACAAUCCUGGACGAGAUCUCCCCGGGAGACAAGUUCAACAUCCUACCCUUCUCCAACCAGGUGGAGUUCCUGGACCGCUACCGGAUGGUGGAGGCCUCCAAGGCCAACGUGGAGUAUUCCAAGUCGUACGUCGAUGACCUGCAAGAGGUGGAUGCCACCAACUUGAACCGAGCCAUCCUAGAAGGUGUCAACAUGCUAAGACGGGAGGGUGAGAAGCUACGUGGGGAGGAGAAAGUCAUCUCCAUGCUGAUCGUGCUGACGGACGGUGAGCCCACCUACGGCGAGACGGACACCCAGGAGAUCGAACGCAACGUCCAGGACGCCAUCAACGGCGACUACUCGCUAUUCUGCCUGGCCUUUGGCGAGGAUGCCGACUUCGCGUUCCUGAACCGGCUGGCCCUCAACAACCACGGCGUGGCCCGCCGGAUACCGGAGAGGGCGGAUACCAGCAUCCUCCUUCAGGGCUUCUACGACGAGGUGGCCACGCCCCUUCUAUAUGAUGUCCAGUUCUACUACUCGGAGGGUGUGGUCCCGAACACGCUUAGUGAGCGGUUCUUCCCUAACUACUUCAACGGGUCAGAGAUUGUUGUGGUGGGAAAAUUGGACGAAACACGGCUGUCCAGUCACGUCCUUCGGUCUUUUGUUUACGGGAAGACAGCAAGCGAGGAAAUCUCUCUCGCUUCAGAUACGAACACGAUUGUCCCCUCGCGCGUUCUGUUGGACCCAUCCAUCCCCAGGGAUCUGAUCGAGCGCAUCUGGGCCUACAUCAUGAUUCAGACCCUCCAGCGCAAGCGGGCCCUCACCGAGACCCCCAGCCCGGGCAUCCAGCGCGACCUGACCGACACGUCCCUCCGCUACGCCUAUCUCAACCCGUACACACGGAUGACCGUCGGGGAGGUGCACGGAGCUGCCCGGGGCCCGCCGGCCAUGCGGGUCUGGGACCGGUCGCUGCCGUCUGAGGUCCAAGACAAGCUGAGCGUGGAGCUGAGCCCGCUGCCCAAGCCCGUCGAGCCGGAGCAGCCUACCACUCCCAAGGGAACUGGCGACGGAGGAAACGGUACAACAGGUGUUGAUGGAGACCCCCACUUUGUUAUUAACCUCCCAAAAAGCAACCUAUCGUUAUGCUUUGACAUUAACGGUGAGGCCGGUGAUGUAUUCAGCUUAAUCAAGGACAAAAGAAGAGGUUUGUUCAUCAAUGGUAGAAUUAUUGCUAAGCCCCCUCCAAAGAAAGGAAAGCAGCAACAGCAGAAAAAACUAAAGACACGAACCUACAUCGGCGAGAUAGGCGGCGUCUACUCGCCACCGCAGGGAGGUAGCGAGUACGAGAUGUGGUUCAACCCCACCGCUAUCACCGUCAACGCAAACCACACGCUGCCGUGGGGCAGCAAGCGCACCCUGCAGCUGGGCCCGCUCCGCGUCAAGCUGAACGGCCGGCUGGCCGUCGUCGCGCUGAGGAAGGGGAUCGAGUUCACCGUGAUUCGGCACAAGAUGCCACCAACCAACACAGAGAAGCCCAGCUUCAUGGGCUUCUUCCUGAACGACGGCCGUGGGUUGUCGGACGGAGCUCAGGGACUCAUCGGACAGUUUCAACACGCCAAAGUACAUUUAUCAGCAACCGACAGCGGCCGGGGUAGCAGCGGGAGUAGGAGGGGACAGCCGGCGGGCCGGCAGGGUGAGAUCACGAUCCGCGGGCGGCGCAUCAGCGUUCACGCUGGGUCGCGGAACAACGACGUCCGCAAGCGGCGCGUGGACUGCUGGAUGGCGGCACACGACAGUGCCGAGGGCAUCAUCAAAGGCCACUACACAGAUUACCUCAUGUCUGAUCUGUUUGGGACCAUGUAAGGCCACCUUUUCGUACGCACCUGUUUGGUCCGUUCCGUAUCUGCAUUCGUUUGCAGCAUUUCACUAUCCCCCCAUGUAAUUUCAGUGAACUUUGUCUGCAACUUGUUCACACAGACAGGAGGUACACUGAAAAUGCAUAAAAUUGAAAAUGUGCCUUAAGCUGGCAGACUUGAUGCUGUUUUAAGUGGGCAGAAUACAAGAGGGUUCCAGUUUCUUUGUUUUUGAAAACGAAAGAUACAGAACCCCACAUACACAUGUACACCCAAUCGCUUGUGGAGCUGGGCUUGAGUACAUGUAUCAUGAAUUGUUAAGUGGGUGGGUGGGUGGGGGGAUUCCGGUCCUAUACCCCAUGACAAAGCCUGGGUGCGCCACAGAUGUCAGACGUCCUUGUGCUGUAAGCUGUACUGAACUUAUUUUUAAUUGAACUGUGACCAAGUAAUGUAAUUCUUGUUAAAUAUGUAUACCUACAUGCUUUUAUUUUUAUGAACUUCUUUGAUCUGGAUAUUUACGCAAUACCUUACCAAUCAAGUUUAAAUGUGGAUCAUUCUAUAAAUUUGGGGUGCUUUUAUUUCACAUAUGUCCCGGUGCUUAUCCCAACCCAUCAGAGAGUACAUCUGCGUAGAAAACCGUGUAUCUUGCAUGUAUAAUACAGUUAGCAGAUCUUUCACGUCAACAUCUGGUAGUUUAAUGCACAUGUACACUGAACAUUUUUUUAUACAAAUAAAUGUAAAUUUUUAUAUAUUUUUGUACUGGUGAUGAUUUUUACAUUUAGAGUUUUAAGCGACCAAACUUUCUGCAACAUCUUUCAUUCUAACUUUUCUUAUACGCUAUUACUCCUGUACAGAGAACAAUGUACAUACGAUCAUAAGCCCGAGUGACAUUGGUGAUUGGUGACGAAAAAAUCACAGAAUCUCCCGAACUAACCAUGUUAAAUUUGAAAAUUUAAAACUGCAUACUUUCAAGAUAUACAUGUAAGAUGUCAAACUCCAAAGUAGUAUUUGUUAAAUGCAAAUAGCAUA